GGCCCCACCACCCCGCCCAUGAGUACGGCGAAUGCGAGUGAAGCCGUGAGUGCCCACCGUGGUUUGGCGGGUCCGCUUCGCGCCAAGUCUAGUCUUUCUUCCGGCGCUGAAGAGCGCUCCGGUGGUCGGUAAGAGAUCGUGGUUGGUACGUCCGUCAGAUUAUAGACGUCAGCUAGCUUGAGGACUAGGCGGCAGGAUCUGUGCGGGAGCUACACGAAAUAGCAUGUGCCUGGCAUGAGUUUUGUGGUACCCGCGCGAGGACUAGAGACUUUUGUGGCGGUUGCGACCGGAUUUUUUUGACGGUGGUGUUAUUUUUCCCUAUUUAAGGAUUAUCCGUGUGUGCAGGAGUCCUUGAUAAUUGACUUGGAAUUGUAUUAUUUGUUCGUCGGUUUGGUGCAGUCGGGAAAGGGGACUUUUGGUCCCAACAAGGAUUUUUGAGUAAAACAUGAUGGAAUACCAACUACCCCCCCAACAACCCCAAGUGGCGAACACGCCCGUCGCCCCCGCCUCCGGCCACCCCAUUGCCGUGGGGGUGAUGCAGGGCACGCUCACGCACGUCCAGGCCGGCCUGCCCAGCUCCAACGGCACGCAGGACGUCCAGGAGGCGCAAAGAUGGACGCAGUACCAACAGUUGUGGAGACAGCACGUCUAUAUCAAUGGUAACAGUAAACCACAACAUGGCCAUGGACAUUCGAAUAUCAAGGACCUAGCUGGAACCAUCUUGGGAGAUGACAAAAAAGACGAUGGAGAACUAUGGAGUACAGUAGAAGCCCAGACUGCUUUCUUAGGGCCUAACUUAUGGGAUAAGACUUAUGAAUCAGACCUCAAAUACGUCGACUUGGACGAAUUUCUCUCCGAAAAUGGCGUAUCGAUGGAUGGACUGGGAACACACGGUGCCUUGGGUCCUCUGGGAGCCAGCCAUCCAGUACCUAAACGGGAACGAUCUCCUAGUCCGAGCGACUGUAUGAGUCCCGACACCAUAAAUCCCCCCUCACCUGCCGACUCAACGCUGUCGAUGAGCUCGAGUUGUCGCGACUUCGAUCCACGGACAAGGGUGUUUUCAGAUGAGGAUCUGAAGCCGCAGCCGAUCAUCAAAAAGUCGAGGAAACAGUUCGUGCCGGACGAUCUCAAAGACGACAAAUACUGGGCGAGGAGGAGAAAGAACAACCUGGCGGCGAAGAGGUCGCGGGACGCGCGGCGGAUGAAAGAGAACCAGAUAGCGCUGCGAGCGGGCUAUCUUGAGAAAGAGAAUAUUGGACUUCGCCAAGAGUUAGAACGACUGAAAAAAGAAAACCUCAUGCUCCAAAACAAAUUGGCCAAAUACGAGGACGUUUAACUUUCACGGGGAGCGAUAGAUCCUAUUUGAUAGCAGUCUAGAAGCGGAAUCAUCCGAAAUAGAAAAUUAUCACUUCAUCGUCUCUAAUUUUUUUUCUGUUUUGAAAGGUCCUUAAAAAUAUUGAAAUUUAUUUGUGUACGUACUUUGGCAUUUCUUUUUUUUUCUUCUCGUAUUUUUAAGUACCUUUAGUUAC
Messenger RNA from Sitophilus oryzae (rice weevil), 1529 nucleotides. It is a transcript of the gene Pdp1, whose product is annotated as hepatic leukemia factor. Gene Ontology annotation, cellular component: nucleus. The record is from RefSeq and is a predicted model, not a curated record. Gene Ontology annotation, biological process: regulation of transcription by RNA polymerase II. The coding region runs from base 446 to 1336 and encodes 296 amino acids. Gene Ontology annotation, molecular function: RNA polymerase II cis-regulatory region sequence-specific DNA binding; DNA-binding transcription factor activity, RNA polymerase II-specific. The transcript is spliced from 6 exons. Lineage: Eukaryota; Metazoa; Arthropoda; Insecta; Coleoptera; Curculionidae.